Dendroctonus ponderosae (mountain pine beetle) is the source of this 1114-nucleotide messenger RNA. Its product is annotated as transcriptional regulator ATRX-like. The record is from RefSeq and is a predicted model, not a curated record. NCBI's taxonomy places the organism in Eukaryota, Metazoa, Arthropoda, Insecta, Coleoptera, Curculionidae. The transcript is spliced from 4 exons. Bases 63 to 419 code for a protein of 118 amino acids.
ACAAUCUGGUUCAAAAUAGCAAAAUACACUGCACUGCAUGUAAUGUUCAUCUGGGCAGUGCCAUGAUAGGAGCAAACAACCGGUUUGUGCAUCUGCUGCUGAAAGUUCUGAUCUGCAAGAAUUGUUAUCACUUUAACACCAGCGGUGAGUUUAAAAAGGACGAAGACGGAAGUGAACUAUACUGCAGAUGGUGUGGACAAGGAGGCCAAGUGUUAUGCUGUUCAUCAUGCGAAUUCGUGUUUUGCAAGAGAUGCAUAAAAAAUAAUUUUGGAGUGAAAAAAUUCAAAGAAAUUAGAAACAGUGAUGAUUGGAGUUGCUUUCGAUGCCAUCCCGAACAGCUAUCAAGUCUUCGAGCGUCAUGUGCUGAGUUCAUGGAAUAUUAUCGAACUGAGUUAGCAACCACUAUGUUGCUUCGAUAAAACUGGGAUGGUUCGGCUAGACGCACUUCAAUGGACGUUUGAAUCCGGCUCGAAGGACCAAAAUGUGCGCGCUUGCAACCCUUUUUAACCCAAUAUUUGCGGUCGGUUGUCGUUUACGCUGAAGUGUAUUGCGCUGGAGGGGACUGUAUCUAUUUUCUUAGAACACUUGCAAGUUUCUUCACAGGAUUGGAAUAAAACGUUACAAGGACAGUAAACUAAACUUUAUGGUUCUAGAACUUUCGAAUGAGUGCGCUCUUACGGAUUCAGGCUUCAGAUCCGCCAGAAGAGUAGUGGUUAAGGGCCGUCUGACGGAUUUACAAAGUAAAGCCUGAACCACGUAACAAAGGCGUUUUGGAUAAGGAUGGGCGCAAACACAUUCAGUGCCUUGGAAAAAUCCAUUCCGACUGGACUAUCGUGCUUUAAGCUAUUCGGAGUUGCAAGAUAUAAUUGUUACUUAUAAUGAUUUUAAAUUAAUAUUUUUAAUUUGCUAAACCUGGAUUUUUUUAGAAUUUGGCCAACCUGCCAUAGGCGAUGAAGAGUUGUGGCAGCUGAACUAAAGUUAUCUCCGUUAUCGACGCAAGACAUUUGAUGGGUGUUAAUAAAGUCUUAAAGGUAUUGUCUGGUUUUAACAAGGUUACCUCUAGGAUUUGGUAUUUGUUGUAAAUGGAUUGAAAUAUAAAUUUGAAAAAACAUAA